Schistocerca americana (American grasshopper) is the source of this 858-nucleotide messenger RNA. RefSeq lists its product as uncharacterized. The transcript has a single exon. The record is from RefSeq and is a predicted model, not a curated record. Lineage: Eukaryota; Metazoa; Arthropoda; Insecta; Orthoptera; Acrididae. Bases 1 to 858 code for a protein of 285 amino acids.
AUGCCAAGUGAGGUAGAAUUCAAGAGUUCAGUGGAGUUCAAUAGUUCGGCAGAGUUCAAGAGUUCGGCAGAGUUCAAAAGUUCGGCAGAGUUCAAGAGUUCGACAGAGUUCAAUAGUUCGGCAGAGUUCAAUAGUUCGGCAGAGUUCAAGAGUUCGGCAGAGUUCAAGAGUUCGGCAGAGUUCAAGAGUUCGGCAGAGUUCAAUAGUUCGGCAGAGUUCAAUAGUUCGGCAGAGUUCAAGAGUUCGGCAGAGUUCAAGAGUUCGGCAGAGUUCAAGAGUUCGGCAGAGUUCAAUAGUUCGGCAGAGUUCAAGAGUUCGGCAGAGUUCAAGAGUUCGGCAGAGUUCAAGAGUUCGGCAGAGUUCAAGAGUUCGGCAGAGUUCAAGAGUUCGGCAGAGUUCAAGAGUUCGGCAGAGUUCAAGAGUUCGGCAGAGUUCAAGAGUUCGGCAGAGUUCAAGAGUUCGGCAGAGUUCAAGAGUUCGGCAGAGUUCAAGAGUUCGGCAGAGUUCAAGAGUUCGGCAGAGUUCAAGAGUUCGGCAGAGUUCAAGAGUUCGGCAGAGUUCAAGAGUUCGGCAGAGUUCAAGAGUUCGGCAGAGUUCAAGAGUUCGGCAGAGUUCAAGAGUUCGGCAGAGUUCAAGAGUUCGGCAGAGUUCAAGAGUUCGGCAGAGUUCAAGAGUUCGGCAGAGUUCAAGAGUUCGGCAGAGUUCAAGAGUUCGGCAGAGUUCAAGAGUUCGGCAGAGUUCAAGAGCUCGGCAGAGUUCAAGAGCUCGGCAGAGUUCAAGAGUUCGGCGGAGUUCAAGAGUUCCAGCAUCAGCCAAAAGGAGCUUUGGACGGAUGAGCUUACAGCAAAUAGUAUUUAA